Alexandromys fortis (reed vole) is the source of this 10076-nucleotide messenger RNA. RefSeq names its product androgen receptor (gene Ar). Gene Ontology annotation, cellular component: nucleus; chromatin. Gene Ontology annotation, molecular function: nuclear receptor activity; steroid binding; zinc ion binding. The coding region runs from base 1027 to 3759 and encodes 910 amino acids. The record is from RefSeq and is a predicted model, not a curated record. Gene Ontology annotation, biological process: androgen receptor signaling pathway; male gonad development; positive regulation of transcription by RNA polymerase II. Lineage: Eukaryota; Metazoa; Chordata; Mammalia; Rodentia; Cricetidae. The transcript has 8 exons.
UGCGUUCGCUCUCCACCUCUCAGCGCCCCCUCAGAGUCCCUGGGAGCCAGCCUGCUGGGAGAACCGGAGGGUCCGGAGCUAACCUGGAGGCUGAGAGGGCAUCAGACGGGAAAAGACUGAGCUAGCCACUCCAGUGCCAUACGGAAGCUGAAGGGACACACCACACCAGCCCCAGCUCAGCGACGGCCGACGCCUGUUGCAGCGCGGCGGCUUCGAAGCCGCCGCCCCACUGCUGCCCUUUCCUCUUCGGUGAAGUUUGUAAAAGCUGCGGGGGACUCAGAGGAAGUGAAGAAAGUGUCGGGUAGGACUACAGCUGCCUUUGUCCUCCUCCCCUCUACCCCCUACCUCCUCCUGGGUCCCCUCUCCAGGAGCUGACUAGGCAGGCUUCCUGGCCAACCCUCUCCCCUACACCCCCAGCUCUGCCAGCCAGUUUGCACAGAGGUAACUCCCUUUGGCUGAGAGCAGGCGAGCUUGUUGCAAGGAAGGCUUUUGGGAGCACAGAGACUGAGGAGCAACAGCACGCCCGGAGAACCCCGGAUUCCAGGUUCUCCCCCUGCACCUCCUCCUGCCAGCCCUUUACCCUGUGUGUGGAGCUAAAAAUCAAAAGAUGAAAAGGCAAUCAGGGCUUCAGUAGUGGAAAGCAAAACAAAAGCUAAAAGAAGCCAAAAGGAAAAGAGCCCAAUUCUUAUUUGCACCUGCUUCAGUGGCCACUGAAUCUGGAAGGCAGAGGAUUUUCCUUUCCCCUUGUCAAGCUUUGAACAUCUUUUAAUCUGUUCUUCAAGUAUUUAGGGACAGACUGUGGAACUAGCUGGGCAGAUCCUGUCUAGCGCUUGCCUUGCUUUACAAGAUACUUUGAGACUAUCUGUGCGCUUUUUUUUUUUCCUCCUGCAAGUUUUCUUCCCUGGAGCUUCCCGCAGGUGGGCAGCUAGCUGCAGCUACUACAUCAUCAGUCAGUUGAACUCUUUAGAGCAAGAAACAAGGAGGCAGGAUAAGGGAAUUCAGUGGAAGAUACAGACAAGCUCAAGGAUGGAGGUGCAGUUAGGACCGGGAAGGGUCUACCCACGGCCCCCGUCUAAAACCUAUCGAGGAGCUUUCCAGAAUCUGUUCCAGAACGUGCGCGAAGCUAUCCAGAACCCGGGCCCCAGGCACCCUGAAGCCGCAAGCACAGCACCCCCCGGAGCCUGUUUGCAGCAGCAGCAGCAGCAGCAGCAGCAGCAGCAGCAGCAGCAGCAGCAGCAGCAGCAGCAAGAAACUAGCCCCCAGCAGCGGAGGCGGCUACAGCUCGGCGAGGAUGGCUCUCCCCAAGCCCACAUCAGAGGCCCCACAGGCUACCUGGCCCUGGAGGAAGAACAGCAACCUUUACAGCAGCACUCAGCCUCCCAGGGCCACCCUGAGAGCGGCUGCCUCCCAGAGCCUGGGACUGCUACAGCUCCUGGCAAGGGGCUGCUGCAGCAGCCACAAGCUCCUCCAGAUGAGGAUGACUCAGCUGCCCCAUCCACGUUGUCCCUGCUGGGCCCCACUUUCCCAGGCUUAAGCAGCUGCUCCACGGACAUUAAAGACAUCCUGAGCGACGCCGGCACCAUGCAACUUCUUCAGCAGCAGCAGCAGCAGCAACAGCAACAGCAGCAGGAGGUAAUAUCCGAAGGCAGUGGCAGCAGUGUGAGAGCAAGGGAGGCCACUGGGGUUCCCUCUUCCUCCAAGGAUAGUUACCUAGGGGGCAAUUCGACCAUAUCUGACAGUGCCAAGGAGUUGUGUAAAGCAGUGUCUGUGUCCAUGGGACUGGGUGUGGAAGCAUUGGAACAUCUGAGUCCAGGGGAACAGCUUCGGGGAGAUUGCAUGUACGCGUCGCUCCUGGGAGGUCCACCCGCGGUGCGUCCCGCUCCUUGUGCGCCACUGGCCGAAUGCAAAGGUCUUCCCCUGGACGAGGGCCCGGGCAAAGGCACUGAAGAGACUGCUGAGUAUUCCUCUUUCAAGGGAGGUUACGCCAGAGGGCUGGAAAGCGAGAGCCUGGUCUGCUCUGGCAGCGGUGAAGCAGGUAGUUCUGGGACACUUGAGAUCCCGUCCACUCUGUCUCUGUAUAAAUCCGGAGUGGUGGAUGAGGCAGCAGCAUACCAGAAUCGCGACUACUACAACUUUCCAUUGGCUCUGACCGGGCCCCCGCACCCCCAGCCCCCUACCCAUCCACACGCCCGCAUCAAGCUGGAGAACCCUCUGGACUAUGGCAGCGCCUGGGCUGCUGCGGCCGCGGCGCAAUGCCGCUAUGGAGACUUGGCUAGCCUGCACGGAGGGAGUGCAGUCGGACCCAGCACCGGAUCGCCCCCAGGCACCGCCUCUUCUUCCUGGCACACUCUCUUCACAACUGAAGAAGGUCAAUUAUAUGGGCCAGGCGGCGGGGGUGGCAGUGGCAGCCCAAGCGAGGCAGGGCCUGUAGUUCCCUAUGGCUACACUCGUCCCCCUCAGGGGCUGGUGAGUCAGGAGGGUGACUUCUCUGCCUCCGAAGUGUGGUACCCCACUGGAGUGGUGAACAGAGUGCCCUAUCCCAGUUCCAGCUGCGUCAAAAGUGAGAUGGGACCUUGGAUGGAGAACUACUCCGGACCUUAUGGGGACAUGCGUUUGGACAGCGCCAGGGACCACGUUUUACCCAUCGACUAUUACUUCCCACCUCAGAAGACCUGCCUGAUCUGCGGCGAUGAAGCUUCUGGCUGUCACUACGGAGCCCUCACCUGUGGCAGCUGCAAGGUCUUCUUCAAAAGAGCCGCUGAAGGGAAGCAGAAAUACCUGUGUGCCAGCAGAAAUGAUUGUACCAUUGAUAAAUUUCGGAGGAAAAAUUGUCCAUCUUGUCGACUCCGAAAAUGUUAUGAAGCAGGGAUGACUCUGGGAGCUCGUAAGCUGAAAAAACUUGGAAAUCUAAAACUACAGGAGGAAGGAGAAAACUCCAAUGCUGGUAGCCCCACUGAGGACCCAUGCCAGAAGUUGACAGUAUCACAUAUUGAAGGCUAUGAAAGUCAGCCUAUCUUUCUUAAUGUCCUGGAAGCUAUUGAACCAGGAGUGGUGUGUGCUGGACACGACAACAACAAGCCUGAUUCCUUUGCUGCCUUGUUAACUAGCCUCAACGAGCUGGGCGAGAGACAGCUUGUGCAUGUGGUCAAGUGGGCCAAGGCCUUGCCUGGAUUCCGCAACUUGCAUGUCGAUGACCAGAUGGCAGUCAUUCAAUAUUCCUGGAUGGGACUGAUGGUAUUUGCCAUGGGUUGGCGGUCCUUCACUAACGUCAACUCUAGGAUGCUCUACUUUGCACCUGACCUGGUUUUCAAUGAGUACCGCAUGCACAAGUCUCGGAUGUACAGCCAGUGUGUGCGCAUGAGGCAACUGUCUCAAGAAUUCGGAUGGCUCCAGAUAACCCCCCAGGAAUUCCUGUGCAUGAAAGCCCUGCUACUCUUCAGCAUUAUUCCAGUGGAUGGGCUGAAAAAUCAAAAAUUCUUUGAUGAACUUCGAAUGAACUACAUCAAGGAACUCGAUCGUAUCAUUGCCUGCAAAAGAAAGAAUCCCACAUCCUGCUCAAGGCGCUUCUACCAGCUCACCAAGCUCCUGGAUUCCGUGCAGCCUAUUGCAAGAGAGCUGCAUCAGUUCACUUUUGACCUGCUAAUCAAGUCCCACAUGGUGAGCGUGGACUUUCCUGAAAUGAUGGCGGAGAUCAUCUCUGUGCAAGUGCCCAAGAUCCUUUCUGGGAAAGUCAAGCCCAUCUAUUUCCACGCGCAGUGAAGAUUUGGAAACCUUCGUAGUCAAAUGCACCUUGUUCCCUUUUUUCAGAUGUCUUCUGCGCUACUUCCCUGCAGUGCCUUGGGGGAAAUUCCUCUGCUGAUGUACAGUCUGUCAUGAAUACUCCUCGGUGAUAUUUCCUGGGCUUUCUUCUUUCCUUUCCUUCUUCCCUCCCUCUCUUACUCUCCCAUGGCACAUGUGAAAUCUGCUGCCUGUUGUGGCUUCUGCUGGUGUUUUGAGUUGUGUUGUAUUUCUUUGACUUUGUGGUGACCCUUGUGUGGCCCUGUGUCAUUUGUGCUUUGUUUCCAGCCCUGUGCUGUGUGCCAACCACACAAAGGUUUACUUGCCUUAUGCCGUGUCAAGUUCAGGGAGCUCUAAGUAUCUGGGGAAGAGACAGACAUAGAAAAUAAAAAGCCAAAACAGCAUGCUAGGGUUAUUUCUUCACAAUAAAUAAAUAAACACAAACGAUUCUCAAAGAAACCAACAAGUAACUAGAAGAAAGUAAAAAUCCCAGGUACAUGAGUGGCUCUCUUUGUUCAUCCUGUCUCUCUGUGGGAACUUCAGUUGUUGCUAAUGGCUGUCGGCAUCAAAGAGUAGGAUGACCCCAAAGCUUGCUGGUAGGAUAGAGAGAAAAUAGGACAAGGAGAGUGGAUGGAUAACCAUUACUUCCCCAGAGCCUUUGUCCCUGAGUGCUAGAGUGCUCAGUUGCAGUGCAGUUCAUUGUACCGAAAUGUGCUUCGUGUCUAAAAACUUGUCUGCAUGCAAAUACCUCCUCCUUCAAAGUCUUUUCUCUCUUAACCUCUGCUUCCACCCUCAACUGACUUUCAAUAGGUUUUUCUUAGAGCUUUGAACUAAAUGUUCUCUUUAGCCAAAACUUUGGCCACUUCCACUGAAGUUAGGUCAGUGAGAAGAAAGCAGAGAAAUCUGACUCUUUGGAAGGCUCCAUUCAGAUCUAUGGCCACAUUUCUAUGUGGGAGCCAUAGAGGAGUUUGAGGGCUGGAGUCAGAGGAAAGGGAGUCCUUUAGGGACAGGAAAUGGUUGAUCCCUUAGUGCAACCACCGUUUCCUCCACUUUUAAAGGACCUAUAGACUCCUUGCAGCCACCUUCUCACUCCACAGUUCUUCAGUGUACGGUGGGCCUGAACUUCACUCUAAUGCAUUUAAGCUAUGGUGGUAAAGCUUGGUCACUUCUUUGGACAUAUUUGUAGACACUGCUAAGGUCUCCCUUCCAUCACCACCAUGAAGCCUAGCAGACCAAGAGCCACGGCAUCUUUGUUUAGAUGCCAACAGUAUCAAAGACAUCUCACUCAAUGUCUUUCAUCAACAGUCAGAUUUCUGGAGCCCUUAGACAAUUUGAGAGAAAUCAUCAAAGGGACCAGACAAACUGGGCAGCUUGCCCUUGUCCUCCAGAGACAACAUACAACAUCAGGUGGAGAAAUGUCAAAUUUCCUCCUCAGACUGAUGAAAGAGGCUACUCAGACCAUGGUGGAGGAGAAAACUAAGGAACCAGGCUGGGUAAAUGAAGAUAGUAGAACCAGAGAGCAUAAAACGCUCUCCUUUUCAUCCAUCAUACUUACUCUCCGAUAUACUCACAUGGGAAGAAGAGAGGAGGCCAGAAGAGAAUGCUGACUGCCAAAGACUUCUGAGGCAAAGGCUAAAGUCAAACGAACACCACCUGGCUAGGUGGGCACCGGUUUGCUCAUCCUCCUCUAUUGAAGUUGCUGGGUUGACCUUGGGCAAGGUCACUCAGAUUCUCCACCAGAGUGAUUGCCUCUCAGCCAGAGGGUGCAGGACCACUGAGACAUUCGAUAGAACUGUGACUCCCAUUGGACAGAUCUGUGUCUGGUGUGGCAACAAACAGACUACACCCACAAACUCAGGGCAUGCCCUGGGUCACUGGUUUCAUGUAGUCUGUUGGCACCUUACUUUUUCUGUGGACUCUGCUCCUCAAUCUCGAGUGCAGGAGGAAUUCCCACCUACUCAUGCAUUUUUACAAUUCCUCCUCACUCAGCUCUUCACUUUACUGCUGAGCUUAAGAAAUCAAGGGCAGCCCACCAGCUGCCCAUGUUAGUUGGUAUAUUAAGUUGAUUGAGAAGAUAGUGUCUGAGUGACACAAUAUGAUACACAUGAGCUUCCUUCCCUGAUUUCUGUGUUGAUAUUAAUAGCAUAACAAACUUGCAAAACAACUUCUUUAAAUAACAAGGGACGGAGAAUGUAAGAUCGGUGAUAUGACAGUCCGACCCUACUGGACUAAAGGUGAAGCUGACUGUUUCCCUUUUUUGAGCUAGGAUAGACAGAUUCUGUUUUGCUUUGUGAUGACACCAUAUGGCUUAUGUACAGGAUCUCUUUUAGCUGUAUUUUAAACAGAAGAAAAUCACCACUCUUUUCAGUUAAACUAGGUUACAUUUUAAUAGUUUCUUUACAUCUAUUUUGAAGCAAUUUCCAUCUUCAGUGGUAUAUGGGUUUUGUUAUAACAUUCUAAUAUUUGUAAAUACCAUAGGUUCUUAAUUCCAUUUCUCAAUGAAGUUUUUCAUCUUAGAGAGUUCCAGAUCAUGACUCUUGUCUUUUUGAAUGUAUGUUUUUGUUUUUGCUUUUUACUUGCAAAAGCCAAAAAUCAGUGAAACAGCAGUGCAAUUAAAGCAACACCAACUAGAUAACUCCAAAUUUCCAAGUGGCGAAACUAGAGAAAACAGCCCACACAAGGCCUCAUGCCUGCUGUUUCUGCACAGAGAUUUGAGUGAGCAAUGGAGUCAUAGCAAGGCUGUGCACUCCCACACAGACAAAGAAGACAUUGAGUUUUGCUUUUUGGAUUUUCUGUUUCUUUUCUUUUUUUUUUUUUGCCAUCAAUGUUCCAGCUACUAUGACUGGCAGAAGUCUCAUCUUGCAAGCACUCUACUCAGCAGAGUGAGUGCUGCUGGUUCACUGAACAACUGGCCACUGCUCCACUCAUCUGGUAAGAUGGAAGAUGAGGAUCACUCACUGGACGAGUCAAGGUGAUCAUCUCCACAGAGGUUUAGAGUGCUUGAUAAGAAUGGAAUAUGAGGAUGAGAAAAAGAGGAGCACCAUGGAGAAGGCCCAUCUGGGCUGGGCAGCAGCUAGCUGCCAAAGUCACGAACUCUGAUUUAAAAAAAAAAAAAAGAGAGAGAGAGUCAUGUGUCGCUGUCAACUCUCAUUCACAGGAUAGCUCACUGUGUGUGAACUCUGAGCUGACAUGGGAGUUGGCUUCUUUGUUCCAUAGAUUUCCUAUGCCAAGGCAAUAUUAUUGUUCUUGGAAAGUUCAUUAUUUUUUUUAAAUUACCUUACUCUGAGAAAGGGAUUUUUUUGAAGGAUUCUGUCGUAUAUCUUUGAAAAACAGAAAAUCAGUAAUAUGUAUAUUUUUAUGUAUGCUCACUGGCACUAAAAAAGAAAAAAAGGAGGAAAAAAAAGCUUCACUCUGCUCUUUGGGUAGUUAAUUGUCCAGGUUGCGAAAUGUACUGAUGCUAACAUCCUUCUCUGUCCACUCGAUGUCUAAAUACAUAUAGGUGUCUAUAACAAGAUAUAGUCAAUACACUUUAAGAAAAACGUAUGCCCACCAUCUGCAUAGUUACCUGAUACUCCACAAAUUACCUGACUUUAAGCUUCAAGCAGCUUCUGUUUGUUUCAUUUAGUACAGACGUGGUCUUGCCCCCUUCUUUCUGCUAAAUUUGCCGGGGCACAAAGGCCCAAGCCACCCCUUUUGGCCCCCCAAGACCUAUGCCAACAUCACACUUGAGAAGGUUUUCUAAAGACAACUGGCUUAGUAUCCCUGCAUGAACCUAGCAUGGCCCUGGAUAACAAGAGUCUGACUAUAAUUCUUCUAUAUUAAUUUCCAGGGUAAGAGGUCAUUGAGCCAAAAGCAUGGUUCUCACACUUGAGAACCAUGAAUGCUAACCUUCCCAAUCAAAUCCCCAAACUGAAAGUCAAAAGAAACCAUUUAGCAUGUGAAGUGUCUUAGACUAAGAAGCUUCUUUCCUGGCUGCCUUUACAGACAGGAUUGUUCUCACCACUUAUCGCUUUGAAAAUCUUUGAGAGUAUUUUUUUAAGUAGAAAAGGAGAUGAAAGCAUUACAUUAUAUAACCAAAGAUUGUAUUGUAUCUGCUAAGAUACCAAAAUUGUUAAGGGCAGGGAAGGAGCAAGCAUUAGUGCCUCUUUGGUAAACGAUCCAAAGACAGACUGCAGGGCUUUUCUGAUGACCUACUUAGAAGACUUUGUGGGGAGGGGCUGUCUCAUAAUAUACAUAUUUACAAGUGUUGAGGAUCAUUUGGAAACAAUGGGAUUAUAGCAGCCUUCACUAACUGAUUUUAUUAGCAUAACUAGCUUUCCUUUUUUCUAGUAGCUGCAGAGCAAAUUCUUGAAGCUCCAUCUUUGCAUGGCUGAAAAUGGAGCUGGUCUUGGCCACUGUGUUUGCUAGUGCCCAUCUUAGCUUAUUUGAAGAUGUGAAGCCCUUGAUGAGAAAGGGUGCAUUUAAAAGAUUAGAUUUUGCACUAGAAGGAGGACAGGCAGAAACCCUCAUUUCUGCCCAGUUUGGACAGCACAAAAAGUUCUCUGCAGUUUAAGGCAGAAAGUUGAAAUAUAUUGUAAAUGAGUAUUUGUAUCCAUGUUUCAAAACUGAAUUAUAUAUAUAGAUGUAAUGUGUUCUGAUAGCUUUACCUUUCUCUGCACCUUUAUAUUUGGUUCCAGGUCAUAUCUGAUGCCAUGUACUUGUAAGAGAGGUUGCAGUUACAUUUUGGAUGCUCUCUCAGAAUGGAUAAGACACCUGGAUUGAUCAGAUAGUUAAUAUCUCUUCCCAUAUUGGGCCUGGUAUUCAGGCCUGACAAAGGGGUGGAGGAGGAAAGGGUAGGGUACAUGAUGUAUUGCACUUUACUAGCUGAAGACAGAUGAAUGUGGAAAGGGUGGUGAAAUCUCAUUGAAGUCGCCUGGGAAUCGCAAUAGGGAGAAAUCCAGAUGUGGGGCCUGGUGCCCACCCAAAAGACUGGCCAGCAUCCUCUUUGUGGGAUCUGAGCCAUUGGGAGAAGGAAGGGUAUUUCCUUGAUCUUCACCAUUCUUGUUAGCGAAGGGCAGUUGCCUGAUGUUGGGAACUGGGAGCAAAUGCUCCUUCUGUCGCAACAAUUCUUUCCCCUGCGAUUGAGGUGCUUUUGCUACUGGGUGUCCAUGUGCUCUGAUUCUGGUUUGGGAUAUGUUCUGUAAAGAUUUUGAUAAUUGAUAAUGUAUUUUUCUCUGUUAAAAUUUGUUAGUGUACUAGAAGUCAUAUCUCUGUAGGUACAGUUCCAUCACUACUUAUGAAUAGGGGUAUUUUUUUCUUCAAUUAAGAGUUUGACACUGGGGUCUGUUGCCCAGAGCCUCCUAACCCCCCCCCCAACCAUUCAAGGUGAAGGCAGAAAAGCCCACAUCUUGCCACUUUUCUUCUGAAAUUUCAGCCAUGGUAACAAAUCACUGGGAAUUCUCCUGUCCCUCAAAAGAACAGCCAAUCAUUGAAUUUAGCAGGUGGUGUUUUAGAGCAAUGAAACAAAAACCAACAAACCAACAAAACAACCUUUGAUCCAACUUCACCAUGACCCACUUUAAUCAAGUCAGAAAGCAGGUAACGUGUACUAAGUUCAGUAUAACAGGGUUCUACUUCUUUCCUUGUUCCAUUUGUCUCUUGGCCUUUCUUGGAAUUAAAAGAGAAGCUGUGAACGAGCAGCAUGGGUAGCCUGGAAGGGUUUCUAUGUAAGCUACUCAGUAAGACCGUUGUUCAGCUGCAGAUACCAUUGGCCAAUAAUAACUGGACUACACACAUAUACAUUACCCGAAGGAAAAUAAACAAUUCUGAAAUGUUGCUAUUUCUCUGCAGGCCUAUGGGGUUGUCCUAUAAGCCACGUUGGACACUGAGAAUAGCCACUAUUGGGAUCCUCCAGGUUGAAAAAAAAGAGUCCCUUCACCACUCUUAGACACACCAUCUGCUUCCCUCUAGACAGAAAGAAUAGACAUUGAUUAAGAAGUGUAUGGCAGAUGACAUCCUUACACUGUCCUUGAGAUUAAUUUGGCAGUAGGAGAGAAUAAACAAUGUAACUAGAGAUAAGAAUUAAAUUUUGAUGUGGAGAGAGCAAAGAAUGAAGGCAUUAUUCAAAAAUUGUUCAAAAGAAACAGAUUAAUUUUGCUUGGAAAGUCUUUUGAUGGGGCUUCAGUUCUCAGAGUGGCACAUGGCCUCCACUGGGCAGCAGGACCAGCCCCAAGCGCUAGUGUUCUGUUCUCUUUUUGUGAUCUUGGACUCUUUUGUUGCUCUAAAUACAAUUAAAAGUGGCAGAAACUUGUUUGUUGGAA